GCUCAAGACCUCACACACACACGCCCACGCCCUUUGCCGCGUGGCCCGUCCACCGCCAUGUCAUCGGCCGGCAUCCAUAUCUACGCCCGCGACGGCCCCGGGAUCCCAGGAGAACUCGACCGCGACCAAUACGCCCAAGACACCGGGCCGCCAGGGACACGCUGCAGCUUGAGCCAGCCAUGGCGCACCGGCCGGACGCCGAGGCGCCGCUGCUGGCUGCCGUCUCCAAGCCCGACGCCGCCGCCCCGCCGGCGAAGCGCAACAAGUAUCCCUUCUUCUGCGCCGUGCUCGCCUCCAUGACCUCCGUCCUCAUGGGCUACAACGUGGCGGUGAUGAGCGGCGCGCAGAUCUUCAUGGCGGAGGACCUCGGGGUGAGCGACGCGCAGAUCGAGGUGCUCUCUGGGGUCAUCAACAUCUACUCGCUCGUCGGCGCGCUGCUGGGGGGAUGGACCUCCGACCGCCUCGGCCGCCGGCUCACCAUCGUGCUCGCCAACGCCUUCUUCCUCGUCGGCCCGCUCGCCAUGGCGCUCGCGGGAGGGUACGCCGUGCUCAUGGCGGGGCGGUUCAUCGCCGGCGUGGGCGUCGGGUACGCGCUCGUCAUCGCCCCCGUCUACGCCGCAGAGAUUGCGCCCGCGUCGUCUCGCGGCCUCCUCACCUCACUUCCCGAGAUUUUUAUCAACAGUGGGGUGAUGCUGAGCUACGUGUCCAACUUCGUCUUCUCGGGGUUGCCGGUGCACCUGUCCUGGCGGGUGAUGUUCGCGGCGGGGGUGGUGCCCACGGUGUUCCUGGCAGCCGGUGUGAUGACCAUGCCGGAGUCGCCGCGGUGGCUGGCCAUGAAGGGCCGGCUUGAAGAGGCGAAGAUCGUGCUCGACAAGACGUCGGACACGCCAGCCGAGGCCGACCAGCGGCUGCUCGAGAUCGAGGACGUCGUGAACGGCGGUGGCACCGGUGGCGGCGGCGCAUGGAAAGAGUUGGCGACGAAGGCCGACGUCCGGCGGGUGCUGGCCAUCGUGCUGACGCUGCAGUUCUUCCAGCAGGCGUCGGGCAUCGACUCGGUGGUGCUGUACGGCCCGCGCGUGCUGGCCAUGGCGGGGGUCACGUCCAACACCCUGCUCCUGGGCCUCAACGUGCUCUUCGGCGUCGCCAAGGCCGGCUCCAUCCUCAUCGCCAUGGUGCUCGCCGACCGCGUGGGCCGGCGCCCUCUCCUCCUCGUGAGCACGGGCGGCAUGACGGCGUCGCUGCUGGUGCUGGGGUCCCUGUUCGCGGUGUUCGCUGGCGCCAAGGACGACGCCGCGGUCGCAGCGCUUAGCGUGGCCGCCGUGGUGGCGUUCGUGGUGGCCUUCUCCGUCGGGUUUGGGCCGCUGGCGUGGGUGUACAGCUCGGAGAUCCUGCCGCUUCGGCUGCGCGGGCAGGGCGCCGGGCUCGGCACCGCCGUGAACCGCAUCAUGAGUGGUGUCGUCACCAUGACGUUCAUCUCGCUCUACCAGGGUAUCACCAUGGCCGGGGCGUUCUACCUCUACGCCGCCGUCGCUGCCGCGUCCUUCGUGUUCGUCUACGCGUGCCUGCCGGAGACAAGGGGACGGAGCCUCGAGGACAUGGAGGAGCUCUUCCACACCAAGUGAUAUACUGAUAUGCAUAUGAUCCAUCCGUCCAUGAAUUCAAUUCACAGUGGCACUGCCAUUGCCAUCGUUGGGACUUGGGAUCUGGGUGUUGAUCUUGAUCGUCGACAGCGGCAUUGCAAUUGCCAUUGUUGGAGAUGUGUCUUGAUCUUGGUCACUGACACUGUGACAUGCAUAUACAAUUGCAACACUGUAAAUUUGUAUUCUUUCUUCACAGGAGGACGAAAAUAAAGGAUUCUGCUGUUCAUCA
Phragmites australis (common reed) is the source of this 1869-nucleotide messenger RNA. RefSeq names its product polyol transporter 5-like. Lineage: Eukaryota; Viridiplantae; Streptophyta; Magnoliopsida; Poales; Poaceae. The transcript has 3 exons. Gene Ontology annotation, biological process: transmembrane transport. Gene Ontology annotation, molecular function: carbohydrate transmembrane transporter activity. The coding region runs from base 180 to 1622 and encodes 480 amino acids. Gene Ontology annotation, cellular component: membrane. The record is from RefSeq and is a predicted model, not a curated record.